This is a messenger RNA of Salvia hispanica, 2574 nucleotides long. NCBI's taxonomy places the organism in Eukaryota, Viridiplantae, Streptophyta, Magnoliopsida, Lamiales, Lamiaceae. The record is from RefSeq and is a predicted model, not a curated record.
AUGGUUCGUCAAAUGCUUUCCACCCCUCAAGGCACAAGCCUUACUUUCUCCACUCCAAAUCUACACAGAGUAAUACAACUACUUGAUUUUGCAUCGGAAAAAGUUGUGAAACAUGUGGAGGGCAAGGCACACUCAAUUGGCCUUUCAUCACCGAGUGCCGCUUCUUCUUCACAUGAUCUGGUAUCAGACGUGCAGCAAACAAUGCAACAACUUCAGUCUGUUAAGCUCGUGGAGGUGGAGGAUACUAAGAUGCCGGUUGUUGCUCCUUUGUCAAGCUCCAAGAACAAUUUGGUGGGAGUUGAUGCAAAUCUGCUGCAGUUGAAGGAUCGACUUACAAAUAUGCAGACCAAGCUGGAGAUCAUCCCUAUUACUGGGAUGGGUGGCAUAGGUAAGUCCACUCUUGCUCGAAAUCUUUAUGAUGAUCAACUCAUUAUUACUCACUUUGAUUAUCGUGGUUGGGCUGCAAUUUCACAACUUCCCAAUAUGCGAGAUAUUCUAUUAAGUCUUCUUCGUUGCCCAAUCGAAAAGAUUGAUGAUGAACUAAAGGGACGUAAUAAAAAUGAGUUGAAAGAUAUAUUGUAUAAGAGGUUGUUUGGGCGCAGAUACAUGAUUGUGUUAGAUGAUAUAUGGAUUACCAAUUUCUGGGAUGAGAUAAGGAUGUAUCUCCCAAACAACAAUAACGGGAGUCGAAUUAUGAUCACCACCAGGGAAUCACAUGUGGCCCAAUAUGUAGCAAACUCUAAGGGUCCGCAUUAUGACAUGCAACUGCUUAAUAUGUCAGCAAGUUGGGAUCUACUUCGCCAAACUGUAUUUGGAGAAGAGGAUUGCCCUCUCGAAUUACAAGGGAUUGGGAGUAAGAUUGCAAGCGAAUGCGGUGGGCUUCCCCUUGCAAUUCACGUGAUUGGUGGGAUUUUGUCAAAGGUUGAAAGAUCAAAAGAUGUGUGGGAGCAGAUUUCAACAGAUGUAAAAGCUUCCAUUGUUGAUUCAGACGAGCGGUUCUCCAAUAUACUUUCCCUGAGUUAUAACCACUUACCCAUUUAUUUGAAACCAUGUUUCUUAUAUAUGGGAGCUUUACCAGAAGAUCAUCAGAUUAAGGAAUCUAGACUUACGAGUCUAUGGAUAGCUGAGGGAUUUUUGAAAUCUAAUGGUGAUAAGAGUUUGGAGGAAGAGGCUAAGGAUUAUUUAAAACUUCUCGUGGAGAGGAAUCUACUUUUGGUUACACGAAAAAAGUCCAAUGGGAAAGCAUUGAGUUACUCUAUCCAUGAUCUUUUGAGGGAUUUAUGCAUAAGGAAAGCUAAUGAGGAGAAGUUUUUACACGUUAAGGAUUCCAUGCGGCGUGUAAGUGUUGAGUCAUCAUAUGACAUGGAAGAUGUGUGUGCUUCACCACAAUUAAUGUCAUUCGCCCGAUCUUUUAUAUGCACUAAUGAUAAGAUUAAUAUAUCUCCUGUUUUUGGAAUAUUAAGAUUAGUUAGGGUGCUAGAUGUACUGGAUAUGUUAUUCGAGGAGUUCCCAAAAGAAAUUUUACAACUUGUAAACUUACGCUACUUAGCUAUCAACUGCCCCUCGGGUUUACCUGAUGGAAUAUCAAGAUUGCAAAAUCUGCAGACCUUGAUUUCUGCACAUUUUGUUCGCUAUGUACCAUCUGAAUUGUGGGAGAUGUAUGAGCUAAUACAUAUUAGGUUGAAGCACACAAUAAUCAAGAUCAAGAAGAUGAAAUUUGAUCUCAAGAAGCUGCAGACACUUUACAUUGUGUGGAUAAGUCCUGAUCUGAUUAGUAGUGGCUUUUUUGAAAGAAUUCCAAAUAUCAUAAGGUUGGGAAUCUAUUAUGAAGACUCACCAAACAUUGUUGUUGAUCUUAGCCAUCUUCACAAGCUCGAAAUAUUGUAUUGCAAUUCUGAACUGGAUAAAGAUGGUAGUCGUUUUCUGCACAAACUCAGAUUUCCAUCUAAUCUUAGAAAGUUAAGUCUUCAUAGUUGUGUAGUAUUUAGGAGUUUGUUGACAACUCUGUGUACACUACCGAAUCUGGAAGUGCUGAAAAUAGUGGAAUGUGUAUUUCAAAGAGAGGGAGAGGGAGAGGCAGAGGAAGAGUGGGAGGCGACAGAAGGAGGUGAAUUCCGCUCACUGUUGUUCCUACAGUUAGAAUCCUUAAAUCUGGUGCACUGGAAAGCCAAUGAGACCAAUUUCCCUAAACUCCGGACCUUGUUUGUAGUCGGCUGCUAUAAGCUAGAGGAGAUCCCUAACGCCAUGGGAGAUAUCCCAACUCUCCAACAAAUUCAUAUUCGUGAAUGUGGUGCUUCUAUAGUGGCCUCGGCACAACAAAUUCUAAAGGUGCAGCAAGAAGAGUACGACAACUUUGACCUCAAAUUGUAUAUACGUUAGAACCCAAAAGGUUGUAUUGCUGCAAGUUUUGCUGGUGUUUGUGGGCCAGAAAGAGAUCAGAGAUAGAGAGAGGAUGCAAAGCUAUUUGUGGGAUUUUAGUUGUACCUCUCAUUCCAGAACUAUUUCUGGGACUUUAGUUUCUGAUUGUUUUUGUUUUUGGUUGUUAUAAAUUGAUCUCGAAUUUAAUGCCUUGAA